CUUAACGGCCCUCAGUGGUAUCCGCGCGCGAUUUAAAACGAGCUGCGGAGAGACGACGGGAAAGAUGGAACUUCCGUGCUCAGAAACCCGUGGACACCCUCUCAGUGCCUCACCAUCAAAACGAGUGUUCUCAAUUCCUCCACCUAAGAAGGCCCCUCUCAACACUCCUGGCACCCCGGUUCUUGAAGACUUCCCUCAGAAUGAUGAUGAAAAGGAGCGUCUGCAGAGGAGGCGAUCCCGGGCUUUUGACCUGCAGUUUAGCACAGACUCACCCCGUCUGCUGGCCUCCCCCUCCAGUCGGAAUAUUGACUUUUCAGCUACAAUUCCGAAAUUUACAAACACACAGAUUACAGAGCAUUAUUCCACCUGUAUCAAACUAUCCACUGAAAAUAAAAUCACUACCAAGAAUGCUUUUGGCUUGCACUUGAUUGAUUUCAUGUCAGAGAUUCUUAAACAGAAAGACACUGAACUGACCAACUUUAAAGUGGCUGCAGGCACUCUGGAUGCCAGCACCAAGAUCUAUGCUGUGCGUGUGGAUGCUGUCCAUGCUGAUGUGUACAGAGUUCUUGGAGGGCUGGGCAAAGAUGCACCAUCUCUGGAAGAGUCAGAAAGCCAUGAUGCAGAUGGAAGUGCGACUGAAACAGGAACAACUAAAAAGGCUCCAAAGCCCAAGAAGAAGCACUCACACAAAACCAUUGAGCAGAAUAUAAGCAACCUCAACGUCUCUGAGGCAGAUCGGAAGUGUGAGAUUGAUCCCCUGUUUCAGAAGACAGCAGCCUCGUUUGAUGAGUGCAGCACAGCAGGGGUAUUCCUCUCCACCCUCCACUGUCAUGACUAUAGAAGCGAGCUGCUUUUUCCUUCUGAUGUCCAGACCCUCUCCAGUGGAGGACCUCCUGAAAUGCCAGAUUUAGGUUGUGUAGAAAUGACAGAUUUAAAAGCACUCUUGCAGCAGUGUGCAGAAGACCGCCAGAUCUGCCCUUCCCUGGCUGGGUUCCAAUUCACUAAAUGGGACAGUGAAACACACAAUGAGUCUGUGUCAGCCCUGGUGGACAAGUUCAAGAAGAAUGAUCAGGUAUUUGACAUCAAUGCCGAGGAAGAGGACAGUGAUGGUGGGAACUUCCCCAGUGGGCCUCUGGAGGACGACUUUGAUGCCAACGACGAACUGGACCACACCAUUUGUGAGGAUCAGGCAGAGUUCAGGAGCUGGAGGGAGCCCUGCCACAGUCAGAGCUGCCAGAAAGAAAUGAUUCCCCUUGGGGAUGGAGACAUUAGUACCAUGUGCCCUCUUCUAUCCACGAAACCUGGAGAAUAUUCCUAUUUUAGUCCACGCACCAUGUCGAUGUGGGCUGGACCAGAGCACUGGCGCUUCAGACCCCGACUGAAACAAGAUGCUGCCUUGAAAUCAGAGAACAGAAAGAAGAGCACAAAGAAAGAAUUUGAAAUUGACUUUGACGAUGACAUCAACUUUGAUGUGUAUUUUGGAAAAGCAAAGGCUGCUACUAUUCUGACCAAGUCUACUUUGGAGAACCAGACCUGGAGAGCUACCACUCUUCCUACAGAUUUCCACUAUGAGACUGAUAAUCUGGUUCAGCUGCACCUCAAACCAGGCACCAAGAUCCUUACAGUAGCCCAUGGCCAGAGAGUAGGGACCGAACAUUAUGAAGAAAUUGGAGACUAUGACUAUAAUAACCCUAAUGAUACAUCCAACUUCUGCCCUGGAUUACAGGCUGCUAACAGUGAUUAUGAAGAAUCAGGUGACUUAUUUGAGGGACCAUUUGGGACCUCUGACCUCUCAGCUUAUCCUUGCCAUUCACCUAAGACAACACAAGAGAACGAUGACUCGCCUGACACCCAUGGAUCAGACAUCACUCGAUAUGGGGAAUCAAACCUGGUAGCUGAGCCUAAAAAGGUAACUAAAAUUGAAAUUCAUUAUGCCAAGACUGCCAAAAAGAUGGACAUGAAGAAGUUGAAGCAGAGCAUGUGGAGUUUGCUGACAGACUCUUCCACACAAGUGGACAUGGAGGCAAAGCACCACAGUGAGACUGGACAAAAGGGGGAUCUGGCGGAGGUGACUGAUGGGAAGAUGCUGAGCAAGCUCACCUGGGACCUGCAGAAGCGCCUGCCGCCCCUCAUGGCUCAGAACCUCUCUGUACCCCUGGCCUUUGCCUGUCUCCUACAUUUAGCCAAUGAAAAGAAUCUAAAGCUGGAAGGAACCGAGGAUCUUUCUGAUGUUCUUGUGAAGCAAGGGGCUUGAGUUCACCAGAAGUCAGCAGGAUGGGGUUCAUCACUCCAGUGACCAGGACGUUGCAACUCGGGGGCUACAACGUGGGGCUCAUGGCAAGGCUGUAGCCAGCUUCCAAGGGGCCAAUUGUCUGCUGUUCUUUCCUUCUCCCCUCACAGCCUAUGCGACCAACACCUGGGAGUUCACCCUUGACAAGAGCUUUCUGCCUUGUAACCAUCUAGGCAGAAGGAGAGGGUGAGGGUGCAGUUCUGGUGAUGAAAACCUGUAUCCAUUGUCUAUCCAUGUAUAGUUUUAGUCUCCUAAAUUGAUCUGCUGUUCUCCACACCUUUUUUACCCUUGUAGGAAAUUAUUUUCCAGUAAGCAUAUUGGUCCUUUACCAGCUACCUAAUUCAUUGUACAUAAAAUACACCAUGUGCACUUAUAAAUGUAUGUAUAAUACUUAAAAAUAAAAAUCUGUGUUCUGGC
Messenger RNA from Phyllostomus hastatus (greater spear-nosed bat), 2707 nucleotides. It is a transcript of the gene NCAPH, whose product is annotated as non-SMC condensin I complex subunit H. The coding region runs from base 65 to 2254 and encodes 729 amino acids. Gene Ontology annotation, biological process: mitotic chromosome condensation. Gene Ontology annotation, cellular component: condensin complex. NCBI's taxonomy places the organism in Eukaryota, Metazoa, Chordata, Mammalia, Chiroptera, Phyllostomidae. Gene Ontology annotation, molecular function: chromatin binding. The record is from RefSeq and is a predicted model, not a curated record. The transcript has 18 exons.